UGUUCUUUUCGAACUACACAGUUAGGCAUCGAAAUGGCGUAUAAAUCAGAUAGUAAUUUCGUUACUGAAAAGGUGCGAAUUAUAUAAAUAGAUUUUGAGGCAACACAUGCUGCAACUGUAGUGCUACUCCAAAGAUAAACUUCAGAUCGCGUAUGCCCGGAUUGACAUUUCCCAUAACGAAAAGUUGUCACAUUUUUUGAACCAAAAAACCAAAAAAAAAAAAAAACCAAGGCACACAAUGCGUAGCAUUUGAGAAAGCAUAGCAAUAAACUUAAUUAAAAAUUAUAAAAACAUAUAAAAAAUUUAUAAUGUGAGACUUAAAAAAUAUCAAUGAAACCCGCGGCAACGUGCGAAAAUACAAUAUUUGAGUUUAAUUCUGAGGAAAGCAUUAAGUGCAUGAAGAUAUGAAAAGAUGAAGAGAUGAAGAGAUGAAGAGAAAAUGAUUAUUCAGCAAGUAAUGGAAAGAAAGAAAGGCGCCAAGUUGUGCAAUAAAAUUUGUUGAAGUUUAUGAAGUUUAAGUAAAUCUUAAACAAAUAUAAAUGAUUUAUUCAUUGAAAAUCAGUAAACAAAUAAAAAGAAAUUACAAAAAUAAAUUUGAAAAGAAAAAUUAAGCUCUAUGCAACAUCAACUUUUUAAUUGUGUAGUUACAAAGUAUCUUACGAAAUUAACGAAUAUCAAAGAGAUUCCAUGAAAAGUGUCACUUGAAAAUUUAAGCCUCUCUAAGUCGAAAAAACGACACAUAAAAGUGAAAAUAAUUAUAAUUUUUUUUUUGCCUUUCAUCAGUGAAAUUUGGUUGCGCCUAAAUGAAGAACCAAAUUCGUUUUUUUAGUUUUGAUACUGUGAUUACGACACGGGAAACUUAAUUAACUGAAAGUGUUUUUUUGACGCUACUUACUGGGUGCUGAAUCCACCAAUUUUCGCCGACACUUAACUCAAUCGAAAGAGAGCACGUCAAAAUGUUAGCCAAUAUAAGAAACAUAAGAAAACGUUUAGUGCGAAGACACCUCGACAUCAAGGAAUGCGAAGACGACGACAAAGACGAUGUUCACACGUUCACACCGCCAACAAAUUACAUAAAAAUUUCCCAAGGCAAAAUCCAGCUUGUGCACCAGCCAACAUCUUUAGAAAGCGAAGCCAACGAUGCGCAAACGAAAAAGGAUAAAGAGAUUCUGGAAGGUCGGAUUGUUGAACUUGAAGAAGCACUGCUACGAUUGCAGGAUAAAGUUAACAACAGUCAAAACGGGUCGCCAACAUUCGAAAAAGAACUGCGAGAACAACUUGAAAAUAUGAAUCGAGUGAUGAAAUCCAAAGAUCGCAAGCAGAUACAGACAUGUCGGGAUCAUAAAGCUUUACAAACCCGCUUUGCACGACAGGAGAAUUUUCUGCAUGCACUACAACAAGAGAACAGGGCGCUACUGUUACGUAUACGCCAAUAUGAACACUGUUUAGAUGAUGUAAUGCGUAAAGUUGUUGAUGCAAUAGUGGCAGAAGAUAAUUUACGUGAAGAAGUAGUGAUGCUCAAGAGUCGCGUACGAGAUUUAGAGGAACAAAAUGCAGCUCUUUCUGCUAGUCCAGCUAAGGGUCGUGACGAAGGUUAUUGUACUAUGAGUAGUGGUCAACCUCAACCAUCUAAUGGUCACCUUGAGGAUCUUCCAGAAGAACCAGAACAAUGGUUGCUUCCGGCAGAACCUUGUUCCACAGAGAUGGAAGAUUGGAGCAUGUCUCAAGAAGAAUUAGCUGUGAUUACGCUAGAUGAUGAACGAGAACAACAUCAGCAGCGACAAAAUCGAGAAAAUCAUCAACCAAAACCAAAUAGCGAGCAUGACUGGAUUUGGAAUACCACUGAUUUCCUCAAUUCUACAAUGUUAGGACCGGAUCCUUCUACAGAUGGUAUUUCACAGCUUUUACAACAAAAGAUUGUUUAUUCUGAGGAUGAAGAAGUUGCCUGUACUGAAUUCACAAAUGAUUUCUAUAAAUUAGUGAACAUACGCUCAAGUUCAGCUCGAAGUUUGUACUCAUAUAUUGAAGGUGAAACAGAUGAUGAAGACGAUGACGACUGCGACGAUUCAAGUUUUUCAGGAGUAAAUGUAUGCUUAAGAGAUCAAACAAUGAAAGAAGUUGGUAAAACACAAAGCCCUACACCAAGUGAAGCAGGUCGAGCACAAGUAACAAGUUGCUCGUCUAGUGAAUCGGAUGAAUUAUCUCGUUGUACAAUGCAACAGGAUAUAAUUGAGGAAAACAUGGUGCAGGACAUUUCUAAUACAGAGCUUAAUGAAAUCGAACAACAAAGUGAUAUCGAAAUCGAAGAUGUUCAGCUGGAUACUGAACUACGACAUCUUAAUGAAACACAAUGUAUUGAGAAAAUAAUUAAAAAGGAACUACAUAGGCCACCACCGCUCUUAAUGAAAUCAAAGUCUUUAUUAGAAGAAGACGAACCUGGUUGUAUAUUAAGAAAUAAUCAACGACGGGAAAUUGAAUCUAGUGUUGUACGUAGUGGAAGUGCUAAUGGAUCCAUUUGUGCUAAUAGUGUGCUAAACACAAAUACGAAUAACUUACCAGAACGUACAUUGCAAAAGGCUGCGAACUCAUGGCGAAAGAGUAAUGGCUGGAAAAGAGUAACUUCACCACUUCAGUCACCAACUCGAGUGGUUUCACCAAAAACUGAACCAAAAACAGAGCUCUCUAAACCCUUACAGACGGUAACACAAAAAUUGCAGCCAACUAGAAUACCAACGUGUAAGUCCUCACCACCGAGUUCUUACAAACAACAAAUGCAACCAAUAAGAAAAUCAAAAAUUCCUCCACCAGUUCCCGUGCGACGUUCCUAUGCAAGUUAAACAGAAUCAUAAUCUCAAAUCGUGUUUGCGAUCUAAUAUCAUAAAAAUUCAUAAACGACUAUAUACUUAAUAUUUAGUUAAGUAAAUAAUAAGAGUUAAGAAAAAAAGACUUAAAUGUG
Molecule: messenger RNA, 2956 nt
Organism: Teleopsis dalmanni
Lineage: Eukaryota; Metazoa; Arthropoda; Insecta; Diptera; Diopsidae
Exons: 9
Coding region: 957-2837 (626 amino acids)
Source: RefSeq, a predicted model, not a curated record